AUGGCCAAACUGCACACUAGCCGUGCUCUUAGCGUCCCCCCAAAACAGCACAAACCAGACGAGCCAUACGAAACUGUGCCAGUUGUCGCUCACCGGGGCAAAAAGGGCCAGCUCCAAACGCUGGGAAGCCACCACGAGAAAUCUCAGACGCCACAGAUGCAGGCCGGGAGACUCGUCAAAGCAUCCAAAAACAGGGGUGAUAACAGUUUACUACACUUCCUCCCUUUGUGA
Messenger RNA from Sporothrix schenckii 1099-18, 231 nucleotides. RefSeq lists its product as uncharacterized. The coding region runs from base 1 to 231 and encodes 76 amino acids. The record is from RefSeq and is a predicted model, not a curated record. The transcript has a single exon. Lineage: Eukaryota; Fungi; Ascomycota; Sordariomycetes; Ophiostomatales; Ophiostomataceae.